Messenger RNA from Polyodon spathula (Mississippi paddlefish), 2195 nucleotides. Its product is annotated as lipopolysaccharide-induced tumor necrosis factor-alpha factor homolog. Gene Ontology annotation, molecular function: zinc ion binding. The record is from RefSeq and is a predicted model, not a curated record. Lineage: Eukaryota; Metazoa; Chordata; Actinopteri; Acipenseriformes; Polyodontidae. Bases 585 to 1229 code for a protein of 214 amino acids. The transcript is spliced from 5 exons.
CACAGCUGCACCCUGAGCUGCAGCCUGAUUAACUGCAUCCCUGGCUUGUCUGACUUACACAGCACACGUCAUUCCUAUAGGAUAUAACAUAACCAUCUGCCAAACAUCAGAAACGAUCACAUCACGCGCAAACACAUGCGCGGUUAUACCGUUUAAACAAUAAAACCAGGAAAUAAUGUCUUUGUCUCUGGAUAUGUGAUAACUUGAGAACAUGAGCGUGCAGCUAUAGUGUACAUUAUCUCGAAGCCAGUGGAUUACAGGCGACACAACGAUGUAUAUGCGGUUCCCGUGCUUGUAAAACGACAGAAGAACACGCAUUUUGAACAGACUGUCGUCACGAACACAUAUUACACAGCGUUUGCUUACAUCACAGAUUAGUUAAAAUGCUGCGUGUUCCGCUCAAGUGGCAAUACGGGUCUUACUGGGUGUGUAAUGCACAGCCCAGCAUAAUAUGAAUUAUUUAUCGAUAGCGCAAAAAAAAAAAAAAAACUAGAGAGAGAGAGAGAGACGGCUAUCCCACCACUGCCACAUUCUUACAGCUUCACUGUAACGGAUCCGGUCCGCUGCAUGCAGCCGGUACCAACAUGAGUCUUUACACGAGUGCCUUUCAAUCACAGAUCGGCGAAGCCCGUAUUCGUGAACUCCAGAAGCACGCACGCUGUUUAGUGGACGGACUACGUCAGGGUGAAAACAUGGCGAAUGCACCCCCAAUGGAUGCCACCACUCCCCUGACAGGACCCAUGCCUCCUUCAUACGAAGACACGAUGAAGGGGCCCUAUCCCCAGUACCCUCCCAACCCAGGGUACCCUCCCCAGGGACCGGAGAUGAGAAAGAUCAACCAGCCACCAUACCCGGUACAGCCACCACACCCAGGGUACCCUCCCCAGGGACCGGAGAUGGGAGAAUUCAACCAGCCACCAUACCCAGUACAGCCAAUGCACCCCGCCAUAACUAACCAAGUGGUGUCGAUGCAGACAAUCAUGGUGCAGCCCAGCGUCAUGUUCAUCGACCAGCCUGUCCAGAUGAACUGCCCAGCCUGCCAGCAGCUCAUUGUGACCCGGCUGGAGUAUACGUCCGGGACCCUCACCUGGCUGCUGUGCGGAGGAAUUGCCAUCAUGGGGUGCCUCUACGGUUGCUGCCUGAUCCCAUUCUGCAUCGAUGGUGUGAAAGACUUGAAACACUGGUGUCCGAAUUGCAACCGAGUCAUUGGUCACCACAAGCGCCUGUAGCAGACCAGAGAUUACUCAUCACUCCCUUUUCAAGAGCUCAAGUUGUCAGGGCAGGAGAAGGAGGGGAAGGGAGCGAGGCAAAUGAAUCUAAAAAUUAUGACAUACCCAAUUUCCUUACUUAGCGAGGGAACCGAGACAGAAAUGACCUCACAGAUUUUAACUGGGCUCUGCUGUUUAUAGGAUGCUGUUAAAAAAAUCUGGAGUCAGUUUCUCAGCAAUCAGAAUUCCAAUAGAUUGUACCCUGAUGCAUGCAUAUAUCUCACAUCUACUUGCUAAACUAAAUAAGCAAACAAACUCUUCAAUUAUUACUGGGGUGUUUUGUGUUGAGUUUCUUCAUUGGCUUUUUGGGUUUUGUUUUCUAAGACCAUUUAAAUAAAGUAUGUGCAAUUAUUUGAAUGGGCUUUAGGAAACAGAAGUCCAAUGUUAGCAUGUUAUCCUAUCCUAUAGAGACUUGUGCUCCUGCAUUCCCAAUGAAACUGACUCCUAUGUAGUUGGGGUUGCUCCAGUGUUGUGGGUCUGCUGUGGGAUACUUGCAUUACUGUAGUGUAGUGUGCUAUACUGUACUACUGCAGCCCAGGGGCUGUAUGCACAUAUUCCAAACACAGAACCAACGUCAACCACAAACACGUUUUCAUCACACUUCUCUUAAAUAUUAUUAUUAUUAUUUUUUUUUACCUACCAAGUGCCUUUUUCACAACUUUUUUUUUUUAUUUCUUGGUUGUAAAGUAUCAAUAUAUUUCUUUUAUAAGAUAACAUUUUGCACAAUAUUAUUUUACGUAACGUAAAUCUAUAGUUUAUUCUUGUAUCUGUAUCUCGUUCCAUGUUACCUUUAAAGCUCUGUUUUCUAUAAAAAUUGUUGGUGUUCAAAAUGCACAAUCCUUUUUCUGCCAAACCAAAACAUGAGUUUGUGGCCUUCAUUCAGUCAUUCAUUGUGUUCUUCUGUAUCGAGUAAGAAAUAAAACAAAG